AUGGCUACAGUUCUCUCUUCUUGGUGGAUUACCGUCGUCCUGUGCGUCCUCUUGGCCGUUGUAGGCGCGAAUGGUCACUCGGACACGGAGCCGCGACUUUACGACACCGAAGUCGACACCUUUGAGGCCAGGCAGAUUGUCGGACUUCCCUCACCAUCAAUACUUCCCCUCAGCAAUCUUCCCGCGCCUACCACGCAUUCACCCCUCCCAAGCUUGACGCUGCCUUCAUUGCUCCCAACAAGCCAGUCCGCAUCAAACAGCACGACGAGCAGCAGCAGCAGCAGCAACAACAUCAACGUCCCCGCCAUCGUCGGCGCGGUCGUCGGCGGGCUGGCAGCGCUCUCCCUCGCCGUCGGCGCGUUCCUGUUCUGGCUCUGGCGCCGGGAGAAGCGGCGGGAUCAGGAAGAGGAGCUCGCGUUGCGUGCAAGCGGCGACCCGGGCGCACCUGCGCCUGCGGAGAAAGUAGAGAAGGCUCAGGCUUUGGGGGGCGCUGCCGCACCGCAGGUUCAUAGCUUCCGUGACCAGGCGACGUACACCGAUGCCGGCAAGCUCCCUCCUCCGGGUCGCGCCCGAAGCGGGACUGUGCGCAUGCGCACGAGCGACCCGGAGGGCCUGAGGGCACAGAGCUGGGGAUAUCCCGAGGCUUGAGAUGGCUCUCUGGCCUCUUGUGGCAGUUUGCCCCUGCUCUUCCCAUGCUGGUUUCGUGCAAGCUCGCGCUGCAUUUUUCUUUGGAAAAGGAUGCACAGCGGGCGGGCCUCCACGGAGCGCAACGAAUGGACAAGUCUGGCUAUUCUUGCUUACUUUCUUGGAUAUGAUUUGACCCUUGGCGCCCUGAGCUCUAACGACAAGCUAUGCCUUGCACGAAC
Phanerochaete carnosa HHB-10118-sp is the source of this 866-nucleotide messenger RNA. RefSeq lists its product as uncharacterized. The record is from RefSeq and is a predicted model, not a curated record. Lineage: Eukaryota; Fungi; Basidiomycota; Agaricomycetes; Polyporales; Phanerochaetaceae. The transcript is spliced from 3 exons. The coding region runs from base 1 to 648 and encodes 215 amino acids.